Molecule: messenger RNA, 9412 nt
Organism: Clarias gariepinus (North African catfish)
Lineage: Eukaryota; Metazoa; Chordata; Actinopteri; Siluriformes; Clariidae
Gene: ncor2
Product: nuclear receptor corepressor 2
Exons: 47
Coding region: 535-7524 (2329 amino acids)
Biological process (GO): negative regulation of transcription by RNA polymerase II
Molecular function (GO): transcription corepressor activity
Source: RefSeq, a predicted model, not a curated record
CUUUAAGCCGGCACAGAAACAGAGUUGACGUUCAGCGGGAGUCAGUGCAGGAGAGAAAAAAAAACGAAAAGAAAAAACGAAGAAGCAGAAAGCAGGAGCAGGGGGUAGGAAAGCAGGGGCAGAUAUUUUUGGACGUCUUGUGGAUUUCUGCUUGGAUUUGUAAGCGAGUAGCGGACACGAUGGGGUCGUAGCGAGUGGACGGAACGGUGGAUAAAAAAAGACAAGAGGAGAAAGGAGGAUCACUUAUUCACCCAAACAUACACACACACACACACGCAUACAUACAUAGACACUCUCUGAGGACCGGGGGAAAGCUGGGGCUUAACGUUAACAGGACGCCUUUCUCGCUACAUGUGGAUUAAUUUCUGAUAAAAAAAAACUAAAUAAAUAAAACAACCAGAAACAUUGGAUUUACACAUUUAAACACCAAAACACGGUUGCUGUUAACUGUCAGGACUCGAUUCCCAAGAAUGGUCAGCGUGCAUAGAGCAGCCACACCCACUUCCUGCGUGUAGUGAAAGUCCCGUCGUCAGCAUGUCGUCUCACCCGCAGCCGGUGCCCCAGAGCCGGAGAGCGGUGGAAGCCCGACACCUCCCGAGCGCGGCCGGCCUUCCUAUGCAGUUAUCCCGCGCUCACACGGAUGUCGGUAUUGUGGACUACCAUGCCCGGGACUUUGGAUCCCAUCUCUCGCACGGAGUUCUCACCCAGUCUCACCGCCGGAGACCAUCCCUGCUGUCGGAGUUUCAGCCCGGGAGCGAGAGAGGCGUUGAGCCCCACGUGCGGUACGAGCAAGUGUAUCUGCAGGACGUCAGCGGCCAGUCGGAGGUGGAGUACGGAGAGAUAAAGCGUCCUCGUCUGGACAUGGGGGCCGAGUCUCUAAUGCGCCACCCAUCUCAGCGUCUGCCUCUGCCUCUAGGCGGAGCCGAGGACGUCGUCAAGGAGCGUAGCGGCAGCAGCGCGAUGGGGAAGCUGGAGCCCGUGUCUCCGGUGAGUCCGGCGGUGAUGGAGGCCGAUUUGGAGCUGGUGUCCACGCGCUACUCUAAAGAGGAGCUGAUCCAGAACAUGGACCGAGUGGACCGAGAGAUCACCAUGGUGGAGCAGCAGAUCUGCAAACUCAGGAAGAAACAGCAACAGCUGGAGGAAGAGGCGGCGAAGCCCCAAGAGCCGGAGCGCAGUAUCUCUCCUCCGCCCAGCGAAGCCAAGCACCGCAGCCUCGUACAGAUCAUCUACGACGAGAACCGGAAAAAAGCAGAGGAGGCUCAUCGUAUCCUGGAGGGACUGGGACCCCGAGUGGAACUGCCGCUGUAUAACCAGCCGUCCGACACGAAGCAGUACCAUGAGAACAUUAAAAUAAACCAGGUGAUGAGGAAGAAGCUCAUUCUGUACUUCAAGAGGAGGAACCACGCUCGCAAGCAAUGGGAGCAAAAGUUCUGUCAGCGCUAUGACCAGCUGAUGGAGGCCUGGGAGAAGAAGGUGGAGCGCAUCGAGAACAACCCGCGACGCAGAGCCAAGGAGAGCAAAGUGCGCGAGUACUACGAGAAGCAGUUCCCCGAGAUCCGCAAACAGAGGGAGCUACAGGAGCGCAUGCAGAACAGGGUGGGUCAGCGUGGCAGUCUGGCGUCCGCAGCACGCAGCGAACACGAAGUGUCCGAGAUCAUAGACGGCAUUUCAGAACAAGAGAACUCUGAGAAACAGAUGCGUCAGCUGGCCGUGAUCCCGCCGAUGCUGUUCGACGCCGAGCAACAGAGGAUAAAGUUCAUCAACAUGAACGGCCUGGUGGACGACCCCAUGAAGAUCUACAAAGACAGACAGGUGAUGAACAUGUGGAGCGACCAGGAGAAAGACACCUUCCGGGAGAAGUUUAUCCAGCACCCGAAGAACUUUGGCCUGAUAGCCUCCUUUCUGGAGAGGAAGACUGUGGCAGAGUGUGUCCUCUUCUAUUAUCUCACGAAGAAGAACGAGAACUACAAGAACAUUGUGCGCAGAAACAACCGCCGCAGGGGCCGCAGCCAGAAUAACCAGCAGCAGCAACAUCAACAGCAGCAGCAGCAGCAACAGCAGCAACAGCAGCAACAGCAGCAACAACAACAACAACAACAACAACAGCAGCAGCAGCAGCAGGUGAACCGGAACAACCAGGAGGAGAAAGAGGACAAGGAAGCAGAGAAGGAGGGAGAGCGUGACGAGGGCAAGAACGACGGAGACGACAAGGAGGAUGGCAUGAAAGAUGACACGUCAGGAGAAGACGGCGAAGAUAAAGAUCCUCCGGUCGCUAAAGGACGCAGCACGGCCAACAGCCGCGGCCACCGCAAAGGCAGAAUCACUCGCUCCAUGGCCAAUGAGCAGGAAGAAAGCAGCUCUCCUCCUCUCAGCGGGGAACUGGCAAACCUGGAGAUGAGCGAAAGCUCUCGCUGGACAGAGGAGGAGAUGGAGACUGCCAAGAAAGGACUUCUCCAAUAUGGCCGCAACUGGUCGGCCAUCGCCAAGCUGGUGGGCUCCAAGACCGUCUCGCAGUGCAAGAACUUCUACUUCAACUACAAAAAGAGGCAGAAACUGGACGAGAUCCUGCAGCAGCAUAAAAUGAAAUCGGAGCAGGAGCGUAAGGCCAGGCGUAAAGGUAAAGCCCUGCAGAGCGAGAACGAGACCAGCGCUCCCUCUGCUGCUGAUGAAGAGGAGAUGGAGGGAUCCGGUGGUAGCGGCAACGAGGAGGAAGCUCAGGAGGACGGAGAGGGCGGCCCUAACCAGAGCUCGGACACGGAGAGCCUGCCGUCGCCGCACUCCUCGGAGAGCAGCAAGGCGAAAGACGCCAGCUCGGGCCGCUUCAAGUCCGCGUCCAACGCCACGUCCACGUCGGCGUCUUCCUCCGACAAAGACGGUCCCGAGGAGGAGAAGCCGCAGGUCAAGGUGGAGCCGGGAGUCGUGAAGCAGGAAGAGCGGCCCGAGGGAGUGGACGCGGCGAAGGAGGCUCAGGGGGAGGCGGAGGAUAAGAAGCCUCCCGCUCUGGAGGUGGAAGAAGGGAAGAGAGAAGCAAGGAAAAGAGAGCGGGAGCACGGAGGACGAGACAGCGACUCCAGCGCCACCUGCAGCGCGGACGAGGUGGAGGAGACUGAGAGCACGGAGAAGAACAGAAUAACGUCUCCAAGGCCGAGUCUUCUGAGUUACGCCCAUAACGACGGAAUGAUCUCAACUGCACUGCAGAAACCACUGGACCUCAAGCAGCUCAAGCAGAGAGCGGCAGCUAUACCUCCCAUAAUGCCGGACGUUUCUGCAGUCGCCGGUGGCGUGUUGGGGAAGCAGCAGGUGAUGCCCGACGCUCAGGCCCUCUACGAGCAGCAGAUAAUUAUGGCACACGAGUCCUCGCAAGGGGCCAAGCAGCAGCCCCCUCAGCCAAUCAAAUCACAGCAUUACCCCGGCGGUAUGGCUGAGUCCGGCAGCCCGCGGAUCCGAGAUAGGACGCCGACGCCCUCGGAGAGAGAGAAAGAAGAACUGGAGGGGGGGAAGGAAAGAUGGCUACACACUCUACUUCACCGAUUGUAUAAACCCAGGGAGUUCUCUCCUCUUACUGACAUGAAGAAAGAUCCCGGCCAGGACCACAUCAGAGUCAUGGGUCUCGCCCGUCCUGUGAUGUCAUCAUACCCGAGAGACAUGGCCAAGCUGAGCCAUGAACAAGUUCUGCACUACAACUCCUCUCUCCCACAGCAGGACAGGCUGGUUGGUGUACGGAUCCCUGAUCCUCCUCCCCUCAUCUCCUCGGCCAAACCGGGCGGCUCCAUCACACAGGGUACCCCGGUGCAGAUGCACAGCCCUGCUCAUGGUUCAGAGCACACCAAGUUGCCUCCGGGAGCUCUGUCCUGGAUAGAGCCGCGGAAACUCGCCACGUUCCCAGUGGUUAAACAAGAGCAGCUGUCUCCUCGUGGCCCCGCCUCCUCCCAGGCUGAGAAUCUGUCCACACACGCCAUCGCUCACGAGAGCCUCGCCGCCGCCCGCGGGCCUAUGCCAGCUGUUCAGGGAGGAAGCAUCACAAAGGGCCUUCCUGGCACACGCAUCCACCAAGAGCCCUCUGUUACAUACCGGGGUGGUUCCAUCACACAGGGCACCCCGGCAGACGUCCUGUAUAAGGGUACCAUCACUCGUCUCAUUGCGGAGGACAGCCCCAGCAGGGACAGAUCCAGAGACGAAAACCAAGCCAAGGGACACGUUCUGUAUGAAGGCCUUAGCGGGCACAUCCUCUCGUACGACCGCGCUCCGAACCCGAAGGAGGAGGUCAGGGGAGAGGUGUUGGGGUUGAAACGCCCCUACGAGGUCAUGGAAGGCGGAGCCAUCUCCCGAGUGCUGCCGUUACGCGACUCUCUGUCCGCCGCCGAAGGUCUGAUGGGGAGAGCGAUGCCUCAGGAGCGAGAGAGUCCUCGUCCUCAUCAUAUCCGCGGCUCCAUCUCACAGGGUAUUCCACGUCACAUAGAUUCUCAGGAGGAGUAUUCGCGCCGAGAGCCAAAGCAGCUGAAGCGCGAGAGCUCCCCGUCCCCGCGCGGCCCCGACUCCAUCAAGAGUCCACGGUUAGUGUCGACGGUUAAAGAGGCCGGACCCUCCAUCCACCUCAUCCCGCCGGAGGGCGUGCUCAUGAGCAAAGCCCCCAAAGAGGGCUCCAUCACACAGGGCACGCCGCUGAAAAUGGAGUCGGCGGGUUCGUCCAAACGCCACGACGUGCGCUCGAUCAUAUCCAGCUCCCCCCGGCCAUACCCGGGCCUCCCGGGUCAUUUGGAGAGAGGGCACUACGACGAACCGGGUCCCAAAUCUCGUCCCAGCGCCGUAGUCAGCAACUCGAGCUCCCUGGUGCUGGGGCCAGAGCAGGCGGGUAAAAGCCACCACAGCCCGGUGGGAUACGACGAGCACAAGAGGGCGGGAUAUGCCCCGGCUUCACACAGAGGAUCCCCGCUGACCAGCAGGGACACGCCGCAGCGGCCACACGAUGGCUCUGCGAAGGCGCCGCAGCAGGAGCGCAAGUCCACUCCCACUCCGCGGGAAAUGAGCACCACCAAGUCUCCGCUGCCUGUCGUGGGGGAUCACGCCGCCUCUCUGGCCUCCUACGAGAGGCUCCUUCAGGGCCUGGGAGCCGAUAUGUACCGAGGGCAGAUCCCUCUCCCGUUCGACCCUGCCAGGGGCAUCCCUCUAGACCCAACUGCUUAUUACCUGCCCCGACACCUGGCUCCAGCCCCGGGUUACCCCCACCCCUAUCCCCCGUAUCUAAUCCGGAGCUUUCCAGACACGGCAUCCCUGGAGAACAGACACACACUCUUCACCGACUACAUCACCUCACAGCAGAUGCACCAGUGGCCUGCAGCAGCCAUGACGCAGAGAUCAGACCUACUGAGAGGUCCCCGAGAUCCACCCCUCACAUUACAGUACUCGCCCUCAACACGAGGAGCAUCCGCGUCACCAAUGGACCGCAUCAACUACCUCUCUGGAACCCCAGCCACUUUCGCCAGCCAUGCAUACACCACCUCACCGAUCUCACCAGUCGGAAACUCUCACAUAAGCAAACUCCAGGGCACGCCGUCGUCGUCCGAGAGAGAGCGCGAGAGGGAGCGCGAACGCGAACGAGAGCGCGAAAGGGACCGGGAGAGGGAACGAGAGCGGGACCGAGAGAGGGAGCGCGAGAGAGAAAGAGAGCGAGAGCGGGAUCGAGAGAGAGAGAGGGAGCGUGAUAGGGAGCGAGAGAGGGAGAGAGAGCGGGAUCGGGACAGAGAGAGGGAGAAGUCUCUCGGCCAUGGCAACGUGGAGCACGCCCCCAUCUGGAGACCCGGAGCAGCGGAGCAGACCGGGGGCAGCAGCUCUAGCUCGCGUCCUUCGUCCCUGCCUUACAGCCACCAGGUGAGGUCCCCGACGAUGAGCCCUCGGCCCCAGGAGAGCCUCCAGCACAGACCCACUGUCCUGCACAACACCAGCUCGAAAACCCUGCAGAGUUCAGAACACAGCAGCCCGUCUGUCCUCAGGUCUGUGCCACAGAGUUCUUCACGUUACUCAAACUACCCUGGGCAUCUCCAGAGAGCCAGCGAGGCGUAUCCAGACUCGAGCGGGGUUAAAGAUCUGAGCCGGGAGUCGUGUAAAUCGCAGAGUCGCAGCGUUCCCCCCAAACAACACGAGCCCAAGUCCGAAUCCAAGAUGUCCAGCCCGAGCGGGGGCAUCGUGUACCCCUCUGCGUUCGCCCAGGCCCCCGGCGGUCAUAUGGGGCUCACGACUAGCCGCGGUCUCCCCAUAAUGGUUACGGAGGCCGGGAUGAUGAACAGGGAUAAGACUCAGAACAAGGACCACGACCUCCGUGCGCUCGCUCAGCAGAAGCCUCUGGAGCAACAGGGUUAUUUUUUCAUUCCAGAUGAUCGACUCUCUCCAAGCCAGCAGCCACCAUCCCCUGCUGUUAAAGGCUCCCAGAGAGUGGUGACUCUCGCCCAGCACAUCAGCGAGGUGAUUAAGAAGGAUUACUUGCGUCAAUCACAGCAAGGGCCGGCCGGAGGCCAGGCUGUGUUCGGCUACCACAGUUCACCCGUGCUGGACCUCACCCGACCCCCGAGUGCCCCCCAGACGCCCUCGGAUCCAAGCAUCAUCAGCCGCUUCACCCCGGAGGGCUCCAACAGCGACAGGCUAAGAGACAGGUCACCUCCUCAGAGUAAAGUGUCCCCAGUGACUCUGUCGGCUGAGUGCAUCGAGCCAGUCUCUCCACCAGGGGGCGGGUCCGAGCCAGAGUCCCAGGCAGCCACAUGUCCCAGCGAGCAAGCCGAGCAAGGUAUGGGAUCUCGCUCUCCCUCCAGCACCUCCCAGCCACCCGCGUUCUUCAGCAAGCUCACCGAGAACAACUCCGCCAUCGUCAAGAGCAAGAAGGAGAUGAUUAAGAAGAUGGUCGUGGGCAACGAGAACGAUUUUAACUCAGGACAGCCCGGGACCGAGAUCUUCAACAUGCCUGCUUCGGCUAGUGGAGGGACGCCGAGCAUUCGUAGCCAACCUCCUUCAGACUCUAGUGGGAACACCAUCGGCCUGGAGGCGAUCAUCCGCAAAGCUCUGAUGGGAAAUUUUGAGGAGCAGGCAGGCGAGCGCUCGCCCUCUAACUCCGGACCUUCUGCUGCUGCUGCCGCCGCCACUGCCGAUCCGCGCACUGAAGAGCCUUACUCACUGCCUGGUAAAUCAAAGAGCAGCGCGCGCUCCAACGGGCGCAAGACAAAGUCUCCCGGGCCUGGACUGUCGGGAGGAGAGAGACCGUCGUCUGUGUCCUCCGUCCACUCUGAGGGAGACUGCAACCGCCGCACGCCUCUCACCAGCCGCGUGUGGGAGGACAGACCGUCGUCUACAGGCUCCACCCAGUACCCCUGCAACCCCUUCACGAUGAUGCGUUUGCCCGGCUCGGUGAUGUCCGGGCCCUCCCCGUCGCCCACCCAGCCCGCUGCAGGACCUCCGCAGCCUCAGAGCCGCACCUGGGAGGAGGAACCCAAACCGCUGCUCUGCUCUCAAUACGAGACGCUGUCGGACAGCGAGUGAACACACACACUUUCUCUCUAACACACACACACACUCUCCUUGUGCUUGUUUAAGCUUUAAACAGGAAUAGAUACACACACACACACACACACACACACACAUGCACCCAUAUGGUGAGACACACUAGAGAGCACAUAUAUACACUCUCUCUCUCACACACACACACACACACACACACACACACACACACUCACCCACAAUCUAACGUGCAUCCCGUCAUGUUACUAAUGCACUUCUCUUCAGUAGACCACACUCGUACCCGUGAGUGUGUACACACUUGCACAGCAGCUUUAGCAUUCGCCACUCCGUAUCUCACACACACACACACACACACACACGAUUUUCUUUUUUUUUUUUACACUGGUCUUAUCAGAUCAGACUCUCCCUGAGACACCUCUCUCUCUCUCUCCAUAGUACUGCUCAGGAUCUGUACACUCUCACCUCUUGCUGACAACACACACACACACACACACACACACACACACACACACACUUAGACAAGACUUACAGCUCUGCAUCGCUGUUUUAAAUCCCAAAAUGGAAUGAACAAGUCGCUCAGCUCAGCUCGUGUAACGUCUUAAGGGUUAACGUAGCGAAACAGCAAAAAGCUAGCUUAACCAGGAUGCUAGCAUGUAUUCGUUCGUAUCGUUAUAACACCCUUCCCCGCCGAUAAACUUCAGGCCACGCCCCUUACUCGAGUCUGAUCCUCGUGCUACGUCCUGACUGGUAGCUGCUACGACAAAAACGUGUCCGGGUUGUUGUUUAUUAUUUUAGGUUUUUAUCCGUGUGUUAAACCACUCCACAAAGCCAAUGUGUAGUUUGUGAGCGAGGCUAAUCUGGUAUAUCUCGAUAUUCGCUUGGUUUGUUUGCUAGCUGUGUUCACCCGAGCGUAUCUCGGCCCAGGAUGGCUGCCGGUGGUGUCACACGUGUCACACGUUUGCUUUUACAGACUCACUGAUUCACCACUUGACUUUCCAAGGCACAUUUUAAGGUACAGAGGACCGUGUGUGUGUGAGUGUUUUACUCUUUUCCAUGAGCGUUAGUUUACAAGGUACACACAGCAUUUUUUUUAAACAUCAUUGAUAACAUUGGAAUUUCUGUUUUUCCUUUUUAUACAUAUAUAACAGUUUGCGAGUCGUCUCUAGUCAAACCAUUUUUCUUUCAUGAAAGCUGCAACAUUUAAAAACAGUUUUUCUUUUGUGUGUGUGUCACUAAUUUGAUUGCGUUUUCUUUUUUUAAGCACUUGGCCAGCAGGCGGUUUUUGUCGGCAUCCCGUCAUGGAUACUAAAACAUAUUUGUUUAAGCCUUUUCUUUUUUUUGUUCCAGUUUCUUUAUACAGUAUUGUUUUUGUUUUUUUUAAGUUGAAUGAUUAUUGUUUUUAUGUUCGUCACCUGUACAUCUUUUGUAAAAAAGAAAACAAAGAAUAAAAAAACAAAUAAAGAAAUUAAAUGUCCGAUGCUGCAGCGACAAUCUAGAUGAGAAACAAGAAGUGCUGAGCUGAGCAUACGGACGCAGAGCUGCUUUUUUCAGGUCCCCACAACGUCCUCAAACAGGAACAUAAACACACACACGGUUAAAGAGACUGCGCCUAAUAAAAGCCAUGGACAUUGAGCACUGCGCUGUCGUUAUCUUAUAAAUACAUAAACAAAUACACCACAACAAUAAAAAAAAACAGAUGAACGAUAUAAUAUUUUAACAGUUUUUUUCCCUCCCCCGAGAAAGAGGACCUCCGGCUCACUGGGACUCCAAACACAACACCUCAUGUGUAUAAACGUGUAUCCCUUCGUUGUGUACAAAAACAAAAACUAUUUCUGGUGUUAAGUGCCAUUUAUCUGAGACGUAUAUUUACCGAAGUUUAAACUACCAUGUGACCUGCGCACAACUUUUU